Molecule: messenger RNA, 1250 nt
Organism: Zonotrichia leucophrys gambelii
Lineage: Eukaryota; Metazoa; Chordata; Aves; Passeriformes; Passerellidae
Product: Fc receptor-like protein 2
Exons: 6
Biological process (GO): cell surface receptor signaling pathway
Cellular component (GO): plasma membrane
Molecular function (GO): transmembrane signaling receptor activity
Source: RefSeq, a predicted model, not a curated record
ACCUACUGGUGCUGCAGGUGCCAGCACAGGCACUGCUGGAUGGGGACACCUUGACACUGUGCUGCCAGUGCUGGCAGGAAAACCAUCUCACCAGGGUGCGAUUUGACCGGGACGAGAAGGAUCUUGGGAUGUUCCUAAAGGGGACUGAGCUGUCCCUUUCACCUCUGCAGCUGCCCCACAGUGGCCGCUACAGAUGUGAGGGCUUCGUGGGGUCCUGGCAGUCACGAUCAGCAGCAGUGACAGUGACAGUGCAUGAGCUCUUCUUGGUCCCAGUGCUGGAGGGUCCCCGCGAGCUCACUGAGGGGUCCCCCCUGACCCUCAGCUGCCUCAGCGCCCCCAGCCCCCUGCGGCCCCGAGCCCCCCUCCUGCACAUGUUCUACCGGGACAGGCAGGUGGUGGGGGACCCACAGGGGUCCCCGCAGCUGCUGGUGCCCGCUGUGAGGGUCUCCCACUCGGGGAAUUAUGGCUGUGAGGUGCACUCCCAGAAGGGGUCCGUGCAGAAGAGCAGCAACCGGCUCCUCAUCACAGUGUGCAGGGUCCCGCCCUCGGGGGUGUCCCUGUCAGUGCAGCCCCCCAGGGGACAGGUUGCACUUGGGGACCGCCUGGUGCUGAGCUGUGCGGUGGUCAUAGAGACAGGUCCCCUGUCCUUCUCCUGGCACCGGGAGGGCUCAGGGGCACUGCUGGGCACCGGCCCGCACCUGGAGCUGCGCCACGUUGAGGACAAUGACAGCGGCCAGUACUGGUGCUGGGUCAGUGACGGGGGCAGUGUGGCUGAGAGUGACCCCCUGAAUGCCACCGUCCUGGUGCCCGUGGCCAAUGCCACCAUCACUCCCAGUCCCCUGUCACACCAGCUGCGUGCAGGUGACAACGUUACCCUGCGCUGCUCGGUGCAGGUGGGCUCAGCCCCUGUCACCUUCACCUGGCUGCACAAUGGGCAGGAGGUGGCCUGGGGUCCCCUCCUGGAGCUCAGGGACAUGGAUGUGGGACAUUCAGGCACCUACCAGUGAGUGGCCACCAACCAGCUGGGACAGGACGGGCACCAUGUGUUCCAGGCACUCAGCCCAGAGCUGGCCCUGGAGGUGACACCUGGCUCGCCCUGGGUCACAGCAGUGGCUGUGAAUGUCGGCAGGACCCUCGUGUUCCUGCUCCUGCUCCUGGCUGUCAUCGGGGGCUGUCACUGGUGGCACCGCCAGGCUCUCAGGAAAUCCCAGGACAGGUCAGUGGGGAGCUCAAGCCAUGGCUCUCCUUGA